CAAGGAAGCAGGAGAAUAUGUACAGUCUGAAACUCAAAACUGUUCACCAGAUAAUGACUACUCGGAUUUCGGAGGAAGAGAUGUACAGUCUGAAACUCAAAACUGUUCACCGGAUAAUGACUACUUGGAUUUCGGAGGAAGAGAUACACAGUCUGACCCUCAUGAAAAUUAUGAUCUCUUCAGAAGUGAGGAUUCUGAUUUCGCCUUGAAUCCAUAUCAAAAAGAACGUAAGCAUUUUGUUGAUGAGCACUGCUGGGAUCUAAUUCGAAGGAUAAUCAUGGUGGAUCCAGUUCUAGACGAUCUCCAGGAACAAAAUCUUGUAACGCAGGAACAGUACGAUGCCUUAAUGAAAUUGAAAACUCCCCAAAAGAAGAUGAUAGAUCUAUAUGAUAUUGUGAGGUUCUGGAAAAACCUGAAAAAGGACCAGGUUUAUCUGGCUCUGAGACAACACAACCCAGCAUUCAUCCGAAUGCUAGAGAAAUCUGACCAAAUUCUGAAAUCGCGUAACAGAAAUAAGGGGUCCUACUAUCUGAAGCUGACCCUUGACUUGGAGACAGGUUCUUCUGCUGGAGAACAUUUUCUGGACAAGAAUAAAUCAGGACUGAUAAAUGUAAUGAGCACAGUGGAUCCAGUGGUGGAGGACCUCAGAGAAGACGGCCUGUUGACAGAAGAACAGUAUCACAAUAUUCUACUGAAAGAAACUUCUAAAGAGAAGAUGGAGGAGAUCUAUAAUAUCACUGAUAGCUUUCAUAAUGUAAAGAAGGAUAAAGUAUAUUUAGCUCUCAGGACACACAACCGCUCACACAUCAGAGUUAUGGAGAGAAUUAGCAAUCCAUCACUGUCUGUGUCUGAAAACUCAGGAGAUGCAGUAAAAUAUAUCGAUCUUGGGCCUGAGGAAAAGGAUGAUCACACAGUUUGGAAGGUUCCUGGGUCUAUUCUAUUCACCAUAAUCUGUUGUAUCUGCAAGGAGAUGUACAAAACUCCUGUGACAUUGAUCUGUGGCCAUAACUACUGCCUGGAAUGUAUUGAUAAGACCUGGAACAAUCAGGAUAGUGAUGAUACGUCCUGUCCCAUCUGCAGAAGAAGGUUUAAGAACAGGCCUGAACUAAACAAGAACCUGGUUCUCUGUCAAAUAGCAGAAUUUUGUCAAUCAUCAAAGUCAGACAAGAAGACACAUGAGUAUUGUAUAUAUUGUACUUCACCGUUGCCACGGCGUGCAGUUAAACAAUGCUUGUUAUGUGAUGCUUUUCUCUGUGAAGACCAUUUAAAGGUCCAUAGCAAACAAGCAGAACACGUAUUGUUGGACCCCAGCGUAUCUCCAAAGAACAGAAAAUGCUCCAUCCAUAAAACAGUCCUUGAGUAUUACUGCAGCAAGGACUCUGCCUGUAUCUGUGCCCACUGCUGUAUAGUUGGUGAACAUAAAGGACACCAGGUGAUACCUAUCGGAGAAGCCAUGGAGAUGAAGAAAGACAAACUGAGGGUCACUGAAGAAAAUCUAAAGCUCAAGAAGUCAGAGAUAGAGAAAAGUAUAAAGAUUUGUAUGCUAAAAGUUCAAGAAAAAGCACAUACUGCAUCAGAAACUGUUGAGGUUGAAGAGAUGAGGGAAAUCCUAGAAUUAGUCCAGGGAGGUCUAAUCAUAGAAGAAGGACAAGCUGAAUAUCUAGUUGAGGAUCUCAUUAGGCAGCUGGAAGCUAAAAGGUCUCAUUUGACCCAGUGUAUUGCCCACAUUGAAGAGCUAUGCUAUGACACUGACCCAUUCCUGGUCUUACAAGAUCAGGAGGACUAUAACCUGUAGUCCUUUGUGUAUGAGAGAUACAAGUUGCUGUAGUUGUGAGUUAUCCCCUCCCUUGUGCUUCUCAGCUGUGUCAGUCUCAUAGGAAUGAAUAGAGAAGUAACUGACUUUCUUUCCUGUGUCAGUUGGACAUCAGAGUGCUGAUCACAUGACACAGCUGAGGAUCAGAAGGGACAGGAUAUCUCAGAGAUAGUCACUGGUGAGAAGAUUACAUUCACUACAGUUUACAUGAUGCACCUUUCUAACAGAUCAGAGAA
This is a messenger RNA of Bufo bufo (common toad), 2049 nucleotides long. Its product is annotated as E3 ubiquitin/ISG15 ligase TRIM25-like. Gene Ontology annotation, biological process: regulation of apoptotic process. The record is from RefSeq and is a predicted model, not a curated record. NCBI's taxonomy places the organism in Eukaryota, Metazoa, Chordata, Amphibia, Anura, Bufonidae. Bases 278 to 1795 code for a protein of 505 amino acids. The transcript has 9 exons. Gene Ontology annotation, molecular function: zinc ion binding.